AUGACCGACGAAAAAAGGCGGUCAAAGUCGAGAGAUAAAAAAAGCCGCAGCCGUGCCAGUACGCCUGUCAGUGGAACAUUUUACUCGAAAUUCAAAUCCAACUUCGGCAGGAGCGCAAAACCAGUUGUGUGGCAAUAAACAAGGAAUCAGGCAGUACGGUGAAAAAAGCGGGGAAAAUCUUGGUUGCCACAGCUCGGAAGAAAACCAGUAGUACAGGACGCGAUCAUCACAACCAUUGUUUCGAAGAAGCUUUUACGAAGAAGUUAUGAAGACUUCCAGCAACGGAUUCGAGCGAGAGAAAAACAAAGACGACAGUGAAAAGGACUCCGAGUGCUCAUCAGAACACUGUCGCGAGCAAUCAACCCCCAGCGGCGCCGUCUCCAGUUCGAUCGCCAGACCUGCCUACGACUCCUGACGACCUUAAGAAGAACUGCGUUGCCAGAGACUUCGUAGAACAUCUCGGUACGUGAAAAUUCAAAGAUUUUUCGAAAGGGUUACUAAAAAAAAUCCGCAAAAAACGUCCGAUUCUUCGAAACCGUUCUAUAUCCGAAUCGAAACCAGAAUCUCCCACAACGAAUGAUACCUACUCUUUACUGAAUCAAUUUUUCUAAAAUUUUUAGUUGACCCCCUGCUCGCUAGUGGACAGUUUAGAGAAAUUCUCGAAACAUGAUCUCAGCUGGCUCUAGAAAAAUUGAAAAAAUAAACUUGACAAAAACUCUUUGCUUUAAAAGUACCUAUUUGACCUAAAAAAGGUGAAAAAAGGGUCCAGUAGGUUGCAGAAAAUAAAGUUACUGAAUUCUAAAAGAUCUUUCGCAUUUUAAUGCGAAAGAUUUUGUAUCUUGGCCUGUUUUGGAAUGCUUCUUCAAAAUCUCGAACCCUCGCCUCAAUUCUGAUCUGUGCUACAAACUUGAAUCUCUUCUCAGAUUUUUUUCGUUAGUAUUUAUUAGGUCCAGCCAAUCCUUAGAUUAAAAAAAAAUCAUAUGUGGUUAGACCCAAAAACAAAAAGGGUACCAAAAGGUAGUUGAAAUAAAGAAAAUGAAUCGGACAAACAACGAUUCGGCGAUCAAUCCGCCAAAAAAAAAUCCAGAACCGGAAAUGAAAGAAAGAGGGAAGGAAGAUGAGGGCAGCAGCGUGUCCGCUGUUCGGACGACUGCCGAUGGCUCGGAUGAAGGCGCGAUGGCGAUUUCGAAAAAAAAAAAUUACAGUAAUAGCUUAUUUGUGGCUAGAGCUUAAUCCAUCAAAAAAAGAUCUGACACGAUAAGAAAAAAAAUCAGUACCUGGUCGGUGGAUAGCGCAGCCUUUUUGCAUCUCAAGUUAGCCGUGAGUCGGUCGGACCAACUGUAGGAGAAGGAAAAAGACUGUGAGAGGAGGGCCAUGAACGUCGAUACUUUUACUGGUUGAAAUCAUUAGUUUUUUCCUAACAGAAAUGAACAAUUAACGACUUCGUAUUUUUCAGCGAUCGUCAAGUACAAGAUGCAGUACGAAGAACUCCGAGCGAGUCGCGUUCCUCUCGACCAGUGCAAAGUCUGGGCGGCCAACAUGAGCCGUAAUCAAAGCGACGUACGAUUCGUUUUCCAAAGAAAACCAUGAAAAAAUCGAAAAAAAAUAUCAGAAACGUAAAAAGAACACAGAGAAAAUGGACGCAGAAAGUACAAGAAUUUUGAGCCUUAAUAGGCUGACAUGUGAGUAAGUCCGGAGUGAUUUUUUUCGGAGACUCAGUUAUCUUUAGCUCAACUUCACAAGCAGUUCUUGCUGAACUCAACAAUCGAAAAAAAAACAAGAAAACCCUCGAAAAACUUCAAAUUUUCAGAAGUAUCCCAUUUACGACGCGAAUCGAGUCAUUCUUCAAAUGUGUAAACAAGACUAUAUCAACGCGAGCAUAGUUCCUCUAGACGGGGUAUUAUUUUCAGAUUCUACAUGAAUAUAAAUACAUUUUCUCAGUUUCCCCAUCCAGUAAUUUUGGCUCAAGUUCCGGUGUUCAGCGUUCCAACGGCGGUUGAAGAGUUUUGGCGCAUGAUUUUUCAUGUACGGAAAAAGUUUGAACAUCCAGUUCCUGCUUUAUGUUUAAGGAGCAAGUCACCGCUGUGCACCUGUUGUGUAAGAGCGAUGAAACGCCAAAUAAUUUCGCGGAACUGUUUCCCUUGAACACCGGCGCCUACCAGUACUUCGGCAGCAUGUUCAUCAACAACCGAAGGGUGAGUAUGGAAAAAAGGAUAAAAGGAAUACGAGAUAAAUAAGAACCUGAUAUUGAGGUAUUCAAGAAACUCUGAAUAGGAAAGGUGAUAAGUAAGACUUUGCUUUAAUUUCCGACUUUUUCGAUUUAUGCUUUAAUUUCCGACUUUUUCGAUUUAUAACAUCAUAGUUGAUAAGAAAAAAAAUAGUGAACUUGAGUAAAGUGCAUCUUUUUAGUUGUGCGCCAAAUCCACCUAUUUUUAUAUAUUAAGCUCGAGUAUUUAUAGAUUUAUUUUUCGCUUUGUAUACUGGACUUAUAAUAAUUUUUUCAAUGUGAGAUUUAGACUGCACGAGAUCAACCGGAUUUGAUAAAGUACACGAUCGAAGUGUUACCGGAAGGAUGUUCCAAUUCGAUUAUGACAUCGGUUUCAAGGUUUUGAAGAGUUGAAAUAGUAUAUUUGAGGUGUAUCAUCAUCAAUAUUGGGACGCACUCACGGGACCCAGCAACAUCAGGCCUCCCCUCAAUACGGCCGUGCAAAUUCAGCAAGGUCAUGAAGUAAAAUAUUCUAUUAAACGUUUUUUGGACCAAAAAAAAACUUAAGAAAUCGGCGAUCGUUUCAUUGUACGGAUCUGGCCGAGCAGGAACCUUGUUGGCGCUUUCGGUAGCCUUGAAAAAUCUGCACGAUGGCCACGAGCCCAAUGUUCGCCAAUAUCACUUUUCGCUCUGAAUCAAGUUUCAGAUGAAAGAAAUCGUACAGAACAUCCGGCUGAAACGACCGAUGUCCGUGGACAGCAUGCAACAGUUCGGACUACUCUACUUCGCAUUCUUGCAUCAUAUAAAGGUAAAUUUGAAGUUUUAGGAAACAAUAUAAAUAUGUUAAGAGGCGGAUCCCUCCGGAGCUGCAAGAGAAGGCCAGGGAGUUCAAAAAACUUUGUGAAGAAGCGACGGUGUUUGCCGAAAAUGUUCUGUGA
This is a messenger RNA of Caenorhabditis auriculariae, 3144 nucleotides long. Lineage: Eukaryota; Metazoa; Nematoda; Chromadorea; Rhabditida; Rhabditidae. The record is from the annotation of a GenBank genome assembly.